This is a messenger RNA of Thrips palmi, 1128 nucleotides long. RefSeq lists its product as uncharacterized. Bases 1 to 1128 code for a protein of 375 amino acids. The transcript is spliced from 5 exons. The record is from RefSeq and is a predicted model, not a curated record. Lineage: Eukaryota; Metazoa; Arthropoda; Insecta; Thysanoptera; Thripidae.
AUGUCCCUCCCUAAGGGACUCCCGACGGUCAUCCCCGGUGAAGAAAUUAUUGAUGACAUCAAAGCCAUAGGCUACAAAGUGCAGCACGUGGCUCGCGUGGCAAAAACCGGACAGCGCUCGGAUGCCAUACGGGUACGUCUUGCUGCAGAAAAGAAGUCCGAAUCCUUCAAAAAGGUUGCGGCCCUCUGCUACCUCAAGUGCCCUGGUGCCCGUCACUAUCCAGACUGCGUGGAAGACACAACGGACCCAGAUUUCGAGCCCUACUGUCAGCAGUGCUCGACCAAAGGGCAUCGUGCGACUUACAGGGGCUGCAUAGAGUACAGGGACUACGAGGAUAAGCAGCUCAAGAAUCAGCCGGGGAAAACCCCACCCGCAGCACUUAAGCGGCUCAAGGAGCAGGCCGAGACAGCAAAGCAAGAGAGAAUCGAGAAGCAACGAGAGUUUCAGCAACGAGCAGAGGCAGCUAAGAUAUGGAAGGAAGCUAUAGUCAAGGUGCUUCUGAAGCCGGGUAAAGACCCUUCUAAACCCGCAUCGUAUCGGCCUAUUAGCCUCCUGAGCACCUUGUCCAAGCUAUAUGAGAGAUGUAUCCUGGAUUUUAUCCUUGAAGAAGAAGAACAUCUGGGCGUCCUCCCUCCGGAACAGUUCGGUUUUAGGAGCCAGCACAGCACUGUUCUCCAACUGGCUCGGAUCCUGGACUACACGGUAUCUUCAGCCGAGGCCGGAGAAACCACGGUCAUGGCUGCUCUCGAUCUUGAGGCAGCUUUUGACAGGGUUCCCCCGGAGGAGCUUAUCCUCAAGCUGCAGGAACAAGGAUUCUCUUCACAGAUAGUACUACUGGUCAAAAACUUUGUAACAGGACGCUCAUUGCGAGUGAGAGUUAAGAGGCUAUGUCACAUGUAUGAUGAAAUUCUUCAAGCUGUUCAACAAUUGGACCAAGAAAUGGCUACGCACAAUCAAGUGCUACAAAAUCAAGAAGAAGAAUCUGACAUCGAAGAAGAAGCAGGAUAUGACAGUGAUGCGAUGAAGAACGUCGGCAACUACUCCGAGACCAUCCAGAACUUCCAGACCAACGAGCUCCGCGCUACGCGCUUCCCAUUGAAGACCGUCAAGAUCGUCCAGACCUUCUAG